AUGCAUGAGAGUAAUUCAGGCCUUUGGGAUGACUUACCUGCGAAGUGCGCCUCAAUCUGCAAUACUUUGAAGACAAAGGAUCAUGAAUUGCGCAACACCCACGCCCAACUUGUCAAUAACAUUGAGAUCACUGAAGUGCUCUUCGAAUUGAUGUGGAAGAUGCGAACUUUGCUAAGCUCCUAUGAGCAAGAACAAAAACAAGGGCUGGACUUGGAGUCUGCAUUUGAAUUGGCAGAAGCGCGACUGAAGCUCCAAAGCUUGGAAUUAGACUGUGACACACUUCGUCAAGAAAACAGCCAUCUACGUGAGGUGCUUCAGACACAGCAUGUGAAGGGGUGA
Messenger RNA from Aspergillus chevalieri, 339 nucleotides. RefSeq lists its product as uncharacterized. NCBI's taxonomy places the organism in Eukaryota, Fungi, Ascomycota, Eurotiomycetes, Eurotiales, Aspergillaceae. The transcript is spliced from 2 exons. Bases 1 to 339 code for a protein of 112 amino acids. The record is from RefSeq and is a predicted model, not a curated record.